AUGGGUCUGAAGUGGAUCAGUAACGGGCAUUACGGCCUCUUAUUCUUUGCCCCACUAGCUCUUGGCUCCCUUUCAUACGCCAUACACCGCUCCCUCGGGUCAAAGCCAGACUAUUUUAGGAGCGGUGGAAGCUGGGCUUUUAGCGCUUAUACACUGAGCUGCAUCGAUAACGCUAUUCCGUCAGGUCUCUGCUGCGCCGUCAAUUGCCGCGUAUUAAAACUUGCCGGUUGGCCUGCAGGAACGUAUGCGGGUUCCGCCCAGUCAGGCCAAUCUCUUCUAAAUUCACACACAUCGAGUCCACCGGUGAGCGGGAUGUCGGUCAGAACAUUGCUUUCGCGACUGACCACGAGAAUCCUUUCAAAAGCGCCGCAGCGGCCCGGGCUGCUUAUGGAAUUUCUCUUAUCGUCGACCCUUCAAGAAUGUAACGGUAACAACGGCUAUAGCGGCGCCUCCCGAGCCACGUUUCCCAAGGAAAUGUUUGUGCCGCAUUGCCAGCCUUGUCUCAGUGGCUCACGUUCCGGUGGUUUGACCUAUGGCCCGGACGAGGCAGCAGCGAGGCUAGUCUUCUAUCUUUACCUAGGUAUGGUUGUAUUCGGAUGUCACACAAAGAAGGUAGUCAUCUGCAACCAGCUUCUGCGGGAGGGUUGCAGUAGCAAUUAUGACAUCUCCAUCCUUAUCAUCGCCUACGAAAUCAGCAACCAGUAA
Messenger RNA from Hypoxylon fragiforme, 705 nucleotides. RefSeq lists its product as uncharacterized. Bases 1 to 705 code for a protein of 234 amino acids. The record is from RefSeq and is a predicted model, not a curated record. Lineage: Eukaryota; Fungi; Ascomycota; Sordariomycetes; Xylariales; Hypoxylaceae. The transcript is spliced from 2 exons.